GAAAAAAAAAAAGAAGGGAAAUCGGUGUGUUCCCGUCUCUCCCAGCUUCACGUGAAGGAGAAGCACCUCACUUCAGAUGAAAUCGAGCGCACAUGCAUCAUCGUGAGUGAGGUCUCUUGGCUGCUCUUUAUCUUCCUCGGCUUUCUUCGCCAUGGGAAGACCUCCCAGCAAUGGUGGCCCUGCUUUUCGUUUCACGCCUCCUGAGGUGCCAUUACUUGGCCAGAUUUUUGUCUAAACACGUUAUUGAGAUGGAAGCUAUUUUACAACAACACAACAAUACCAUGCCAGCACGGGAAGUUCUUGUAGCUCUUGCAGAGAAGUUUAGUAAUGCGCCCGAACGGAAAGGGUUAGCUGUGCAGAUGAAGCAAGUCUGGAAUUGGUUCCAGAAUAAACGGUAUUCAAUCAGGGCAAAAACAAGUAAGGUUCCUGGAAAGUUAAAUGUUUCUCCUUUUACUCGGGAUGACUCGAUUCCAGUGAGGAAUGUCAUGCAACCUAUGGCUGCUCCAGUUUCUGCACCUAUGCCUGCUCCAACCGUUCCACCAAGUGCAGGAAGGGCUGCUUCGGAUAAUACUAUGGAGUUUGAAGCUAAGUCAGCGAGGGAUGGUGCAUGGUAUGAUGUGUCGACCUUUUUGGCGCACAGGAAUUUGGAGAGUGGUGACCCGGAAGUACUGGUAAGAUUUUCUGGUUUUGGAGCUGAGGAGGAUGAGUGGAUUAAUAUUCGUAAGCAUGUCAGGAUGCGCUCUCUCCCUUGUGAAUCAUCGGAAUGUGUUGCUGUACUUCCGGGAGAUCUCAUACUCUGUUUUCAGGAAGGUAAAGAUCAGGCACUGUACUUUGAUGCUCAUGUCCUUGAUGCGCAAAGACGAAGGCAUGACGUAAGAGGUUGUCGAUGUCGAUUUUUGGUGCGUUAUGACCAUGAUGAAUCAGAGGAAAUCGUGCCUUUAAGAAAGGUGUGCCGGCGGCCUGAAACUGACUACAGGCUGCAGCAGCUGCAUGCGACUGAUUCGGCCUCUGCAGACCAGCCAAAAACUGGCAUAGACUCAUCAACUGGUUUGACCCCUCGAACUGUCAGUUCUGCUGAAAUGCCGCAAAAGCAGCAAGUGACAUGCGCAUCUCCCAUGACCCCUGUUUCAUGCGAAAGCGUGCCAUCAGUUACCGGAGCCGCCAACGUGGAAAGAAAAGCUACUCCUGAAGCAGGCAGCAUAAUCCAGACCGGAAGUCCUAACAUUCCUCCCAGUGCUGCUGCGGUUAGCAGCGCCACUCCUGCUGGCUCUGCUGACCAAGAGCCGGAACUAAAAUAGGUCUUUUGUCAUCGCCCACGAAAGAAGCUUUUCCUUUUCUUUUUGUCCUUUCUUUUCUGUGGAUAGCAGCAAUACUCUUGGAACUCUUUGGUAAGCUAGUGAUCAUUCUGCCGGUGGCCUUCAGCUUGUCGAUCGUGGUCGAUCUCUAUGUUGACAAGAAUUUGUACAUCUGGUGCUAAUCAUGUUCCCAGAUAAUUACUUCUA
This is a messenger RNA of Rhodamnia argentea, 1502 nucleotides long. RefSeq names its product protein SAWADEE HOMEODOMAIN HOMOLOG 2. Gene Ontology annotation, molecular function: DNA binding; chromatin binding. The record is from RefSeq and is a predicted model, not a curated record. The transcript is spliced from 10 exons. The coding region runs from base 171 to 1298 and encodes 375 amino acids. NCBI's taxonomy places the organism in Eukaryota, Viridiplantae, Streptophyta, Magnoliopsida, Myrtales, Myrtaceae.